GUCAGUUAGCUCCAGCGGGAAUGGAAAAUGGAGGACUGACUGGAGAAAAAGCGAGGUCAUAUCAUCGGUAUUUCUAGCGUGUAGAUCUUUUAACCUUUACCAAGACUGAUGAUUACUGCUGCAAAGAGUUUGUUUAGUUUGAAGAAGCUCUCUUCUUUCCAUCACUGCUGAACUGCAGACAUUCAGUUUCAAAGUAGUGAUUGACUCCAUCAUCUAUGGAGGAGAAUGCGAGCCCUGAGCUCUCUCUAGCUCCUGAGCCAGAGCAGAGCCAGGACCGUAUGGAAAGCUGCUCUCAAGGUGUUGCAGAAGGGCAUAGCGAGCAGAAGGAACUGUUUCAAACUGAAAGCGAGAAUGUGGCUAAAGAGACACUAGAGGAGCCAGAUAAAUCUUCCAAGGCCAACAGUGAGGUAAAGAAGACUUGGGGUUUCCGUCGGUCCACUGUCGCAAAGAGAGAAAUGCCAGUGGAGGCAGCAACCAACAGCUCUGAAAACCGCGGUCCUGUACGCCGUAGUGGUAGGCAGUCGAAGCGUACGGACAAACUGGAGGAAUUCCUCUUGACUGCCAAAAGAGGGUCAAGAAAGAGCGCCCCUCCCAGUGUGGAAAGCGGAGAUCCUCCUUCCCAAACACCGACUGAUGCAGAGACUGCCUCAGAGGCCAGCUUUGAUGGUAAUGCAGACACUAAGGCUGUAGAGGACAAGGUGGAGUCCCCAGAGAGGAGGACGAGAAGUGGUGCGAGGAAGCAGACUCAACGGAAAACCAGAAGUGGCAGGCAGACCAGAGGAGGUGGUGGUGCGUCGGUCAAUGAUGAAGGCAGCUCUGAGAAUGAGGAGGACAUCGGAGAUGAUACCAAAAAAGACCAGUUACAGGAAAAUAGUGAGGAGAAAAAAGAUGACAUGAGUGAUCCUGGUCCAGAAGAUGUAGGGAGUACCAAUACAGCACAGCCCCAGCUAGAGCUGGUCUCUGAGAAGAAAGAGGUUGCUGAAGAGAAAGACGAACAAGGAGAUAAAAAUGACAAGGCGGAAAUGGAGAAAGAGACUGACGAGGACAGCACAGGCAAGUCUGCAGGAAUGGUGGUAAAACGUGGACCAUUGAGAACUUACGUCAAUAAAAAGAGGGCAGCCAAUAAGAACACUACCCCUGUUAAAGCCCCUCCUCCUGCCAGCAAGGGCACCACUCCUGUCAAGAGGGACACGAAGCCUAAAGCGACCCAAGCUGCCAACAAGAUUCGCAAGCCCCAGGCGCAAGAGGAAAAUGAUGAUGAGAAUGACUCUUCGACAUCUUCGUCUUCAUCUUCCAUUGAGUCUGACGAUGGAGGCUAUGAUCCCAAUGCGCUUUACUGCAUCUGUCGCCAGAGACACAACAAAAGGUUCAUGAUCUGCUGUGACCGCUGCGAGGAGUGGUUCCAUGGCGACUGUGUGGGCAUCACUGAGGCCCGUGGGCGCCUGAUGGAGAGAAAUGGGGAGGACUACAUCUGCCCCAACUGCACUGCGAAGAAAAACCAGGUGGUCAGGCCUGCCACAUCUGCCCUGUCUGCAAGUACAGAGGUCGGGAAGUCCAAAGCUGCACCUCCAGCUUCUGCUGUGAAAGCUAACACGAGUGGAGCAGACACCAGUCUGGCAGGUGUCCAGGCUGUGGCAACACCUUCGUUCCCUGGAACUGAAGAGAAGGCAGCAGAGGACCUGGGCAUCAAAGGCAGGAUAGAGAAAGCUACUAAUCCAACUGGGAAAAAGAAGAUAAAGAUCUUUCAGCCGGCAAUACAGCAGACAGCCGAACCAAAAGCAGACCAGAAGGCGACACCAGUGGCGGAGAAGAGGGCAGCACCCACAGCAGAGCAGAAAGCAGUAGCAGACACAGAGCAGAAAGUGGCAUCAAACGUGGAGGUGAAAACAACACCAUCAGCAGAGGGGCCAGAGGAGAAGACCGGACAGACGGCGGAGGAGGAGUCUUCCCUUCCUAAAUGUAUCGGGCCUGGCUGUGAGAACAACGCCCAACCAGACUCUGUGUACUGUGGAAAUGACUGCAUCCUGAGACACGCGGCUGCCGCCAUGAAGUCCAUCACUGAUGUCAAAGAGCCCAAGCAGAAGGACAAGGCCAAGCCUCAGAAAAUCAAGUCUACAUCAAAGAGGAGUGCCGCUGGGGGGAAGAAGACGCAGAAGAAGGCCCGGGAGGAGUCAGACAGUGAGGAAGACAGCAGUCCUGAUCCAGACGAGGAUGACGAAGAUGAGCAUGCUGAGGAACACCCACCCCCGCCGGCCACUGCAUCCUGGUCCAGCGACCAUAAUUACAUUGCAGUAACACCAGAAAAGACUACACCCAUAUCACCAACAGUGUUAAACAAAAAGUCUCCUCCCAAAGAAGAAAAACAGAGUGAGAAGGAACAGAAAGACAAGGAACUGGCUCCGGCUCCAGAGAAACCUUCCCCAGCGUCUGCAACACCAGUCAAAGGAAACAAGAAGUCCCUGUCUACUAAAGCAGCCAAGGUUUCCCCGAAGGGUAAGAAGCCUUCCCUUCAAGCUACCAGCUCAAAGUCCUCCAAGAAACAUGCAACACCCCCAAGUAAAACUUCAGCGAAGUCCAAGAAACCAGGCGCACCACCCGCCCACGCCCCGUCUCCCUUCCCUCAAGGGCCCAUCCACGUCACAGGAGCCCUGAGAGUCACCAAGUCUAACUUCACCAUUCCUAAAAAGCAGCCGCAACAAAAGGACUCUCUAUCCCACAGUCAGUCCUCUUCAUCCUCUAAAGUCCCGUCAUCUCCAGUGUCUUCAGCUCCUUCCAGCCGCUCGUCGUCCUCCAGAUUCUCACAUUCAGCUGCUUCAGGGCCUCCUGUGUCCCACAUGCGGCCUCCACCCAACAACCAGAUGAGAAAGAACAUCCGCCGCUCGCUCACAGACAUCCUGUACAAGAGGGUGAGCGACAGUGACGAUCUGAAAAUGACUGAGGUUGAGGUGGCAAGGCUGUCAGUUGCCAUUGAGAAGGAAAUGUUCAACCUCUGUCAUAGCACUGACAGCAAGUACAAGAACAAAUACAGGUCCCUCAUGUUCAACCUGAAAGAUCCUAAAAACAAAGGUCUGUUCUACAGGGUGGUGGGUGGUGACGUGAGUCCCUUCAGAUUGGUGAGACUGAGUGCUGAAGAGUUGCUUUCCAAAGAAAUAUCUGAAUGGAGGAAGCCUGACUUUCCUGAGGUACAGUCUCCUAGCUCAAGAGCCCAUUCAGGGCAGUCCAGACAGGGCAACAGGCAUGACUCUAGCUCUCAUAGCAUGGAUAUGGAGGACGCUCCACCAACAUCCGAUGCAGAUGUAUGUAUCUCUGCCACCUCUUCAACUCGCAUGGCUUCUGCUGCAGACCAGGACGAGUAUGGCCCCACUCCUUCAGCUCCAGCUCAGUCCUCUGCUGACGGGAGCAGUGGCAGCAGCAUGCCGGACGUUUUCAGUAGCAUGCUCAAAGACACCACUUCAGAACACAGGACUCAUCUGUUUGACCUCAACUGUAAAAUAUGCACAGGUCAGAGAUCAGAAGAUGAGCCAUCAGCUAAGAAACCCAAACUGAGCAAGAAGCCUGAAACUAAACCGCUGAGACAAGACCAGCAUUCGUCCAGGCCAGAGGAUGUCUCUUCUGUGGGCCAGCCACAGGUCCCCACAGCCUACCAGCACCUGGUCCCUCCAUCGUACCAGUCCAAUGUAGAUGUCCCUGAAUCACAGCAGCAGCUGUACCAGGAAGACCACAGUAUACUGGUACCUCCAGCCCAGGCCCCUGCACCUGUUGCCCCCACUGUUUCCUCUGUCAGCAUCACUCGCAGAGACCCACGCAUGGCCAGGCACAGCUCUGGUGUGACUGUCACCUACAGUGCUCCGGAAAAGCCCACAAACAACUCAGCAGAACCAGUCCCUGCUCCGGUUAGCGCUCCAGUGGAGGUUGGACCCAAGGCGCCACUGCCGAUGCCUCCGGCGUCACCAUCUUCAGUGGCUGUCUCUAAGUCAGCUAAAAUAAGUACAUCUGAGCCUCCUCCCGAGGGCGAGACAGCUAUUUUCCUCCAUGGCCAAGAGAAGAUUUGGAAAGGAUUUAUCAACAUGCAGUCAGUGGCUAAGUUUGUGACCAAGGCUUACCUGGUCUCUGGAUCCUUUGAACACCUGAAGGAGGAUUUGCCAGACACCAUUCACAUUGGAGGACGAAUAUCUCCAAACACGGUGUGGGACUAUGUUGGGAAGCUGAAAACCUCACUCUCCAAGGAGCUGUGUCUGAUCCGUUUCCACCCAGCAACAGAGGAAGAGGAGGUGGCGUAUGUUUCUCUCUUCUCUUAUUUUAGCAGCAGAAAACGAUUUGGUGUGGUGGCUAACAACAACCGGCGCAUCAAAGACCUCUAUCUCAUCCCAUUGGGCUCAAAGGAUCCUUUACCCACCAAACUAUUACCGUUUGAUGGGCCAGGCCUUGAACCAGCCCGUCCGAACCUCCUCCUGGGGCUGUUGAUCUGCCAGAAGGACAGGAAGCGCGCUGGUGUUCUGUUGGAAAGUGAGGAGAAACGGUCCAAGACUCAAACCAAAGACGCUGACGACACCAGCCUUCCAAAGCUUUCUUCCUCGGUCAGAGCAGAAAGAAGCUCACGGCAGAGUCUAGAAAUCCCCUUCAGCACAACUCCUCCUGGAUCACCUCCUUCCAGUUCCUCUGAAACUUCAAGCAGCGCUGCGGCAGCUUCCUCAGUCCUUUCCUUCUUGUCCUCUGUCAAAGCUCCAGCUACAUCCACUACCACUGGCAAGGACUCCCCAUCCUCUUCCAGCUCUGUAGCUUCCUCUGCAGCGACUGCCACUCCUCUUCAGACCAUCCUCAACACUCUCUUUGGGAAGAAAAAGCAUGACUCAGAAGUUUCUAACUCUCCAUCUGAUCAGGGUGGAGAACUCUCCGUCCCCCCAUCUACAAUGCUAGACCCCAUUGUGCAGCAGUUUGCACAGAUUUCUAAAGAGCAAGCGGUAGAGGAGGAUGAAGAUGACCGACCGUAUGACCCAGAAGAAGAGUAUGACCCAGGUAGGGGCUACAGUUUGCCUAAGAAGACUGUUGAAAUAGUAAGCAAACCUGAAGUGUCCAAGCAGCCUGAGGUGGAUGUGAGUGAUGCUGAUGAUGUGGCAUAUGACCCAGAGGAUGACUCCAUUUUUGAAGAGGUCACUUUAGUCCCAGGUCAAGCUAAGGCUGCAAGUGAAUGUAUAACUGAUCCACAAACCAUCCUGGAGAGCCUUAAACAGAUUGGGGAUCAGACACAGGGAGAUCAGCAAACGCCAUCCGCAGGGACACCUGCUGCCUCACUGACACUGCCAGACACACUCAUAACUCAGCCGACCAAAUCCCUCUUGGCCAAUAGUCAGCUACUGCAGCUUGGCAAAAAGGUAGAGGAACUAGUAAAGUCCUCAUCGGUUCCUCCCCUGAUCAACCAGAAAAGAGAUCCCCGACAAAGCAGGGAUCCUCGCCAGGCUUCAACCGGCAGGAAACCGUCUGAUGAACCCGAAGACAUAGAAGAGACAUCCUUGUUGGCAGAUUCUACACUUCCUUCGGAGCCACAGCUGCCCAGUGCUCCUGAACUCCAAGAGUCCUCACAAGGUGUAGAGACAUCACCGCAUCAAGAAGAAGUGAACGAUGAGACGCUGCCCUUCAUGGAGUCAGACAAGAUGGAGGUGUCAAUUCCUUUAUUAGGAGAGGAAGUGGAACCUGAUAUGGACGUCAACUACAUGGAUGAGAAAGAAGGGACAACUGAGGAAGCUGAACCUGUCAAGACUGAAACGGAGAUGGACAAGUACAGUAUUUGGCCAAACGCUGCCAGUGUUUUAAAGGCUGGCGAAGAGUAUGAGGAGAAUAGCCAGGACACACCAACCACAAGCUAUUACAAGGAGCCUGAAAACAUGUCCACAGUAACUUCGACAAUCCCAGUUCUCACCCAGAACACAACAAUGGUUGAGACUCAGUCCCAUCACAUGUCAGUGCCGGGCUUCGACAGCGAGUACAGACCUCCAGCUGACAUUCCCCCACCGUCGAACUUCCCCCCACCCCAUCUGAUGCAAGGGCAAAACGUGGUGAUGAGGCCUCCACCAAUGUCUGUUCCACCACCCAUGCAAGGACUUCCUCCGAUUUCAGGGCCCCCUCCUAUGCAGGGGCCCCCGCUGCCCAUCCAUGUUCCUCCCCCCGUGCGUCCCCCUCCUCCCAUGCAAGGUGACAGCACUCAGCAGUAUGGCCCGCCUCCAGCUGCAUACCCUCCCUAUCAGAACCAGUGGCCAGGCACGCAGCCGCCACAGCAGCAGCCACAGCAGCAGCCACAGCAGCAGCAGCAGCCUCUUCCUGGACCACCUCCGCAGAAUAUCAUGCCACCCAGAGGACCACCACCACCAUUCCCUCCAGUGGCCCAGAGAGGUCCUCCUCCUCAAAUAUUUGAUCCCUCCAUUCCCCCUCAACACAUUGGACAGCAAGGCCCCCUUCCAGGCCUCCCCCUGCCGCCUACAUUUGAUGGACAGAACAGCUUACCUCCUCCAAGAUUCACAGGUCCACCGCCACCUUUCAAUUUCUCUGCAAACAGAGGUCCCCCUCCACCUUUCACGGGUCCACCUCCUAGUCAUUUUGAUAACAGGCUUCCUCCUCCGUCCCAUUUCCCAGGACCUAGAGGACCCCCACCAUCUCAGUACGGUGACUUCGGGGCCCAACCCCCAAUGGUGGACCAACCUCGAGGGCCUGUGGAACAGUAUAACAAAGACACUAACUCUUUCAAGCUAAAUGUGGAUCAGAAUCCAAGCUCUCUGCAUAUUUUUAAAGACAGUCGGGGCCCCCUGCCAGGUCCAGCAUACCGAGGUCCUCCACCUAACCAGUAUGAGGAUAGAAGAGGGCCACCUCCCAGUGGGGAAAUGAGUGGACAUUUCAAUCAUCAUAACCAGUAUGGAAGCUCCAGACCACACUCCUCACCACCACACCGAGGAUCUUUUGACGAGCUCAGAGGUCCUCCACCUCCAGAGAACAGACCCCAUCCUUCUCAGCCCUUUGGUGGAUCAGAGCGGUACCGUUUUGAUAGGCUCUCAGACGAGGCUAGACCUGUUCGCCACAGUGGGCCACUACUGCCAACUCCCCCGGAGGCUCCAUUAGGUCCUCCGAGUCGCAUAGGAGCCCACAGUCCAGACCUGCACAGGGACGACCACUGGCGCCGCCACUCUCCUGAAAUAAGGAGGAGGAGCAGCACCACCCAAGAGGACUCAGAACCUCGCAGUGGAGAUCGCUUCAGUCGCUUCGAAGGAGUGCACAGAGAAACUGCCCCUGGUCCCUCACAACUGUCUGAAGAGAGACAGAGGGAGAUGUCCGAGGAUCGCAGGAGGGAAAGAGAGCGGGAGAUCCCCCACGUCGGCAGGCCCUCGUGGGACAGGGGGCAGGGAAAGCGGUGGAGCCGAGAGCGAGAGUGGGACAGAGGCAGAGAGAGGGACCGGGAUGGAGAGCGAAGCCGAGAAAGAGACCGCAGCAGAGGGAGGGAGGGUGAGAGGCACAGGGAGACAGAGGGAGAGCGACACAGGGAUCAAGAGACAGACAAGAGGAGAGACAGGGAGAGAGACAGGGAAAGGGACAGGACCAGGGACAGAGAUUCUGACAGGAGGGACUAUGACCGCGACAGAGCGAGAAACCGUGACCGAGAGCGUGACCGUGAUCGAGAGCGAGACAGGAGACGGGACAGAUCCAGAAGCAGAGACCGUGACCGAGACCGCGACCGUGGAAAAGACCGGGGCAGGGACAGAGACAGGGAUAGGGACAGGGACAGGGACAAGGACAAGGACAGGGACAAGGACAGGGAGAAGGACAGGGAGAAGGACAGGGACAGGGAGAAGGACAGGGACAGGGACAAGGACAGGGACAGAGAAAGGGACAGAGACCGGGACAGAGACCGGGACAAAGACCGGGACAAAGACAGAGAUCGUCGGGACAGGAGCAGAAGCCGAGAAAAGAGAGAGGAGAGAAAGGACAGUAAACAUGAUACACCCAAGGAGGGUGAUAAAACUGCAGAAAGUGAGAAAAACACGUCCUAGUCUCCGUUUCGUGGACAUUACAUUACAGUUUUGAGACUCUUAAAUCUUUCACCAGUAGAAAUCAUCACUGUAAAUGCAGUAUUUCGUUAAAUUUCCAGACUUGUGUUCCUACUAUGAGAAAAUGUUGGACAAUGUUUGUAUUCUCUUUGUUGCGUAAAAGUUUCUAAGUUUGUUUUACCACAUUUGAAAAACAAAAAAGAACUGAAGGCCAUCUGAGUGGGUUAUGUACAAGACGUAUUAAGUAGGAGUCCUAUCACUCGUACCAUCCUCCUGUCAAAGCAUUUUUUUUAAGAAAAUAAUGCAUCUGAUUAACACACCAUUUGAAAUCUGUAAAUAUGAAAAUAUCUGUGUAUAUACUGAUGUUUUUAAUCAUACUUUUCUAAGUAGAGAAAAUAAAAGCCAUAUAUCUGAGAAGGAUAAUGUGAAAGUAAAGGCAACACUGUUGAUACACAAAUGUGUGUUUAUAUGUCGAGCAGCUUGGAACUAAAAGGCUUCAACUAUCUACAGUAUACACCCCAUCAGUGGCUGUCAAUGAAAUGUCCCCAGUUUGUUUCAGCUCAACCAAUUAAACCAGUUUGACAACA
Messenger RNA from Toxotes jaculatrix (banded archerfish), 8617 nucleotides. RefSeq names its product death-inducer obliterator 1-like. The transcript is spliced from 17 exons. The record is from RefSeq and is a predicted model, not a curated record. The coding region runs from base 216 to 8033 and encodes 2605 amino acids. Gene Ontology annotation, cellular component: nucleus. Lineage: Eukaryota; Metazoa; Chordata; Actinopteri; Toxotidae. Gene Ontology annotation, biological process: apoptotic signaling pathway; DNA-templated transcription.